AUUCAUUAUACGCGAAGCCGACCAAAAUCGCCGGAAACCCAAGAAGAAAAAAAAGGGGUGGAGCAAAUUGGAGCGAUGGGAGAAGCCAAUACAUCAUCAAUCGACGACGAUUUGCUCCUCAAGAACUUCUACGCCGAAGUGAGCGAGGUUGAGCGAGACAAUGAAGUCGCUAGGAUUCUUUCAUGCUUUAAGCUAAAUGCAUUUGAGUAUCUCAAUCUACCAUUUGAUUCAUCUCCAGAAGAAGUGAAAAAGCAAUAUCGUAAGUUAUCAUUGCUUGUGCAUCCUGACAAAUGCAAAACAUCCCCAAGCAAAAGAAGCUUUUUCUGUGACUUAUCUUUUAAUGCAGCACUUGCAAAAGCCCAACAACUUUUACUUGAUCCACAAGAAAGAGAGUAUCUUGUAAACCAAAUUAAUGCAGCAAGAGAAGAACUUAGAGCAAAAAGGAAAAAACAACUGAAGAAAGACACUGCAUCUAAGCUGAAGUCACUAGUUGAUGAGGGAAAAUACGAGCAAGAAUAUGAAAAAUCAGAUGAUUUUCAGCUUCAGCUAAAAUUGAAGGUUCGGGAACUACUAACUGACCAAGAAUGGCGCAGGAGGAAAAUGCAGAUGAGGAUUUCAGAGGAGGAAGGAAGAUUGAAGAAGGAUGAGGAAGAAUCCAAAGAGAUGUGGAAAAGAAAGCGUGAACAUGAGGAGCAGUGGGAAGGAACAAGGGAAAAUAGGGUUUCCAGUUGGAGGGACUUCAUGAAAGGAGGAAAGAAGGUGAAGAAAGGGGAAAUCCGGCCACCAAAGCUUAAGACAGAAGACCCCAACAAGUCGUAUGUUCAAAGGCCUGUAAAACGAGGUUAGAGGUGCUUAAAUUUCUCACAUUUUACUCAGAAUAUGUAACUUUACAGUUGAUUUAGUGGUUGAAUAUACAACUUUGUAACUUGGAAUUGUGUCGUCUUGUAGUGCAGUA
Lactuca virosa is the source of this 955-nucleotide messenger RNA. The record is from the annotation of a GenBank genome assembly. NCBI's taxonomy places the organism in Eukaryota, Viridiplantae, Streptophyta, Magnoliopsida, Asterales, Asteraceae.